AUGUCCUCGAACCGUAAAUUUGCGCUCCUCGUUCAUCUCAUCCUCAACAACCGUAACCUCCUGAAAGCUGAGAAACUUGUCGAUGGAGAUGGGACGUUGUUUGAAAAGGAAAGCGUUCUCACUGCUCAGUUACGCCGAUUCAACGUGCCACCUUUCUGGGAGCCGACAUGUCCCGCGCAGUUUCAGGAGAAGUGGGGAGGGCGGUGGAAGCAUAUCCACGAACACUUGAAAGAUCUUAAAAAGGGGGGGAGGGCGGAAAUUGAGAAAUACAACUUCAAAAAUCGGGAUCUCAAUGACGUUGCACUGUCGAACAAGAGCGAAGGAUGGGGUAGCUGCAUGGAUGGGCCUUUGAAGGACGCUUUGGAUAAUGUGGGAUUUAGUAUCCGGGACCGGUAUCUUGCGUGGGUGAAGUUGUACGCGGAGAAGGACGAACAGGGACGGGUCGUGAGAGGGUUUGUUCCGCUUACGCAGUGGACGGGACGGCAGGAUAGUUUUUUGGAAGAAGUGUUUGGAGAUGCGAUCAAGGGGAAGGAUAUUACACCGCCGGACACAGCAAAAACGUGGCUGAAUGGGGUAAUUCAGACCUACUUGGACGCGGCGACGAAGGAAUGCAAGCGAGCGACAGAUUCGCUCAACGCCACUCAAACGGAGCUGGAGAAAAUCCUUGGUCCCGACUUCUGGAAAAGUUUCGAGGUGCCGCAGAACUUUGAUGUUAAGAAGGCGCGGAGUGUGUUCAAGAAGAUGCAGCACUGGAAGUCGCAACUAUCGUGGCAAGUCACGACCGAGGAGGACGAUGAAAUCCGAGAGGAGGAGAUUGACAUUGAAUCAACGGAAGCGUCGAAGGCAAUUGCAGCGAGGUGGUCACGUCUGAGUGACCAGGGAAAGAAGUUAGAGUAUUGUCAAAUGCUUAUUGGGUGGCUCGUCGGAGUCAUUGAAGCAAAAACCUCAAAAACUAUCGAAGUGAACUUCGAUGCAGGUGGCUACGACGAAAAGAUAGUGGGAUAUGGGCGGGUGUUAGCGAGAAGCAUCCCGAGGAAGAAGAUCGAGAACAUCCCAACUCCUAGUGAGAGUGAUUUCCAGGCGUUUGCGUUGGAAUUAGCGGACUUCGCAGAAGAAUGGGUUGAACGAGAUGACUCGGCUCUGCGGACGGCGAUUUCGAUGUAUGAGAAUCCGCAGGUGGAUGAAGCUCUCCUGCUUUACAAGUCGGAUGGGGCAGACAUUGGUGUCGGGGAGUUCAGGAGUUACGACGACAAAAAACUGCAUGAAUAUUUGGGACUACCCGAGGACGGACUCCCUUUAGCAUUUCGAAGACACACGGCGGACGAACCAGGGAUGUUGGCUGACCCUGACGGUGACAAACCGUUUUUGAACAGUACACCGGUGAAGAUCAGCUGGCAUCAGUUUGUGUUUGUGGCUGCCGUGAUGUUAGCAUUAACGACGCCUAAGAAAGCCGCCCUUCCGAAUAUUUUGCACAGUGGGCCUGCUAACGAGCGGACGAUUCGACCAGUGCGUGAGCAGUGGGCAACAGUACCAGGUAUUUGUCUGUUCGAUGAGGUCGGGUUGGGGAAAACCAUGUGUGCGCUGGCAACGAUUGCGACACUGCAGUCGUUGUAUGAAAUUCAGGAGAAGGUGAAAGCGAAGGAAAUGGACCGGUCCAAGUUACCUGCGUGCUUGAGAGAUGCGCCGAGUUUCGGCAAUUUAGAGUCCGGAAUACCCAAUGAGCGGCACCUCGUUGUCGUUCCUAAUAGUUUGAUGGAUCAAUGGAUAGCUGAGAUUACCCGGUUUUUCCGAAGAAACGCUAUCCAUCUGCACAUCAUUUCAAACAGGGCCGAUCAUUGGGAGGCCGAAAUUGCGAAGGUACUGGGGACAAACACGGUGCCGAAGAUCAACCAGAUUGUGAUCGUGGCAGCGAGAACAAUUCAACGAAUGUUUACAGCGAAUGAACGAAGUAUUGCUAUCAUGCAGCUAGAUGGCAUUCCUCGGCUCAAAUACCAGCAGAAAGCAGACACUGUUUAUGCAAUGCCGUAUGUCUCGACUUUUCUGGAUGAGGUACAGGACGCGCGAACGGGGAAAGCGCUGUGGAGGGCGUUCUCCGCAAUCUUUGACGAUUCAUUGAUUAAAGUCCCGAUGACGGCUACCCCCCUCCUUGAGUCACCAAAUGAUCUCGUCAAUCUUGCGUUACUUGUCCGACCGCCAAGUAUGGUAGAUGACGAAACGUCCAAUCUUCGGGGAAUGUCCCGAGAUCUUCGAAUUCUGAAGGGGAAGUCCACUGUUCGAACGCAUCAAGAAGCUCUGCUGCUAACGGAGCGGGACAAAAUUAUGGAGCAGACAGAGGGAACGGGGGUUGCAUUUUUUGCAGCGAGAAUGGUGAAAAUGGUUCAACGCCACCUUGCACCACAUACUGUGAAACGAACGAAUAAAUCGUUGAACUUCGAAGGUAAACCCCUGGGGGCUCAACUCCCCCCUCACACGAUGAUCCACGUCCGUGUAACUGUCACGGACUCGGAGGCAGACAGUUCCUACGAUGCUGUUCAAGACACACUGAAAGCGCGGGUGUUUGACACCAAUACUUUGGGAGGCAUGCCCUUUCCCUUAGCGUUUUGGGCCUUUCAUGCCCUUUUUCUCAUGGAAAGGCAAACCAGCCGGAAACCCAGUCUUCCUAAAUCACUCCAAAACCUCUGUUUAUGUCUCGUUUUCACUGGUUUGGUCAAUAUUGAUAUCAUUUUGAGCUCCCAUCCAUAG
Molecule: messenger RNA, 2742 nt
Organism: Lentinula edodes (shiitake mushroom)
Lineage: Eukaryota; Fungi; Basidiomycota; Agaricomycetes; Agaricales; Omphalotaceae
Exons: 7
Coding region: 1-2742 (913 amino acids)
Molecular function (GO): ATP-dependent chromatin remodeler activity; ATP binding
Source: RefSeq, a predicted model, not a curated record